CGGUGCUCCCUGCCCCGCCUGCUGGGCGAGGACGGGAGCUUUCCCGGUGGUCGCUUUCGCCGGAGGGCCGGGUUGCCUGGGUGGGCUGUCUCUCAGCCGGCCGGUGUGCUGGCUCGUGGAAAAGCAAAGGCAGAUUUACAAGCAAUGAGAAGUACCUCUUGGCUUGCUGUGAACCUGUUCUGCACUUUGAGCUGGUGAUUCUGAAGACGAUCCAGUCAUCAUGGCUCAUGCUACUAUUUGUGUGGGUUUUACUGUUCUUCAAUUACUGAGACGUGCUAGCAGAAUUUUUCCCACUCAUUCUGCAUUGGUGGUGUUGAGGCACUCUGCUUUUUGUUCCUGCACAGCAAAUGGCACAAUAAAAUCAAAAAGGAAAAUGGAUCAUCUAGAGAGGACCGCAAAUAAUUUUCGUCAAGAGGUAAUUUCACAAGCAAAAGUCUGUGGAAUCACUGAUGAGUCGGAAACAGUCAAAAGACUUCGUUUGGCUGUCGCAAAUAAGGAUUUUACUUUCAAAGCAGGACAGUGGGUUGAUUUCUUUAUUCCUGGAAUAUCUGUGGUUGGGGGAUUCUCAAUAUGUUCAAGCCCUGGCCUGUUGGAACGAGAAGGAAUAUUAGAGUUGGCAGUAAAGCACACUGUUCAUCCUCCUGCUCACUGGAUUCAUACUGAGUGUACUCUUGACUCAGAAGUGGCUCUGCGAGUGGGAGGUGAUUUCUUCUUUGAUCCUCAGCCUGGUGACUCCCCUGUAAAACUAGUGCUGAUAGCAGGGGGUGUUGGAAUUAAUCCAUUGUUUUCUAUACUGCUGCAUAUAGCAGAUCUUCAUGGAUACCAAGAGGGUAAAGGAAAUGGAUACAGAAUGGGAACAGUGAAGCUGUACUACAGUGCAAAAAACACAAGUGAACUCUUAUUUAAGAAAAAUAUCCUUGGUUUGAUGAAUGCAUUUCCUGGAAAGAUCACAUGUCAUUUCCACGUCACCCAGCAGAGUUCACAGAUCUGUAAAGAACUUCAGCCAUAUGUUACAGAGGGAAGAAUAUCCGAAAAGGAACUAGAAGAACAUGUAUCUAAGGAUACUUUAUGGUACAUCUGUGGUCCACCUCCAAUGAUAGAAUCUAUAUCCAAACUCCUGUCGAACAUCGGUGUUCCUGGAAACUGUGUGUUCUUUGAGAAAUGGUGGUAGUGACAUCUGCUGAACUGAAAACACGUUUUUUACAGUGUAUGUUGAUAAGCUGAAAUGAACAGAAAUGGACUAUGAAUUAUUUGGAAGAUUUUUACAUCAUACACAAAGAUCGUGAUGGAGUUCCUUUAAUUUAACUAUAAUACACCUGCUGUAAUACAGUGCUGCUGGUUUGGGGGGGGGAAAAAAUGAUUUUAUAUUAAAAACUUUUAACUGUUCUGGUUUUUUGAUGGUUUGCUUGCUACUUACAAAUAGCAGCGUGUUUUCAUUUUAUACACUUGAUUUGUUAGUCAGCUUUAAAAGACUUUCUGUGCCUGAUUCGGCAGUCAGAGAAUUAGUUGUGCAGCAAUGCCAGGGCAGUUUAUAAUAAAUAAUAAGUCGGGACAACUUCUGAAUCUGCUCCAAAUUGUUGUGCUAAUGAAUCGAUCCACUGCCUUCCCCCCAGUUCUAGGUAAUAAAUGAGUAUUUUUAUAGAAGUUAA
Molecule: messenger RNA, 1649 nt
Organism: Apus apus (common swift)
Lineage: Eukaryota; Metazoa; Chordata; Aves; Apodiformes; Apodidae
Gene: OXNAD1
Product: oxidoreductase NAD binding domain containing 1
Exons: 9
Coding region: 221-1171 (316 amino acids)
Cellular component (GO): mitochondrion
Molecular function (GO): oxidoreductase activity
Source: RefSeq, a predicted model, not a curated record